Molecule: messenger RNA, 1275 nt
Organism: Selaginella moellendorffii
Lineage: Eukaryota; Viridiplantae; Streptophyta; Lycopodiopsida; Selaginellales; Selaginellaceae
Product: abscisic acid receptor PYL8
Exons: 3
Coding region: 99-665 (188 amino acids)
Biological process (GO): abscisic acid-activated signaling pathway
Cellular component (GO): cytoplasm; nucleus
Molecular function (GO): abscisic acid binding; signaling receptor activity; protein phosphatase inhibitor activity
Source: RefSeq, a predicted model, not a curated record
GUUUUUUUCUUCCCUUUUGGUUUUCUAGGGUUCUAAUCGAACGAGCGAGUGAGAGCUCUAGCCGCUCUAGCAGGGGAAGGGAUCGAUCGAUCGAUGAGAUGAGCAGCAACGCAUUGUCUAGGGAGGAGGAGCACAUAUGGCGCUACCACAAGCACGAGAUGCAAGAGUAUCAGUGUGGAUCCAUCCUCAUCAAACGCAUCAAUGCGCCCGUGCAGCUGGUGUGGUCGCUCGUCCGGAGAUUUGACCAACCGCAAGGCUACAAGAGAUUCAUCCAGAGCUGCACUGUGAAUGGCGAUGGCAAAGUCGGGAGCAUCCGAAACGUGAAUGUGGUAACGGGGCUUCCAGCCACGAGCAGCACCGAGAGGCUGGAGAUCCUGGACGAGGAGGAGCACAUCUUUAGUUACCGGAUCCUUGGAGGAGAUCAUCGACUCAAGAAUUACUGGUCUAUAAUCACGCUCCACUCCGAGAUGAUCAACGGUAGGCCCGGGACAUUGGCGAUCGAGUCGUACGUUGUGGACACUCCCGAAGGGAACAGUAAGGAGGACACAUGUUUCUUCGUGGAGACAGUGAUCAAGUGCAACCUCAAAUCAUUGGCGGAUGUGUCGGAGAGGCUUGCGCUGCAGACAAGCGUCGAGCACCUAACUUUGGCCUCCAGGAGUCCGUGAUUCAAGACGAGCAAACAAGGAGAAAAGAAAGGGAAAAGUUCCUCCCGGUCGCACGGCAGAGAGGGGAGGAUUUCUUCGACCGACAGACAUAAGAAAAGAAAAGAGAAGUGAGAGUUUCAUCAACCGGCAGAGCAGCAGGAGUUUUCCUCAGUUCAUCACAGUGACGAGAGCAAAAGCAGCAGAGUUUUUAGAGCACUUGGAAGUGAGACACGGAGCCAACGAAGAAGAGACGAGAACAAGCUUUACUUUGUGGAGGCGGCGAUGGUGGUGGUGAUCGAUGCGGCGACGGUGGCGGCGCGGCGGUGGUGGUAAUGUAUUAUAUCCUUUGUUUCGCGAGUCUCCCUCCAUUUCCAUCUUUCUUAUCUCUCUCUCUCUCUCUCUCUCUUCGCGGCUUGUGCCUCCAUGUUCGUCAGCUUUGUUUUCUCCUUUGUUUUUCUCCUCCCUCUCUUUUUUAGCUCCGGGAUCGAGAGAAGAUGAAGUAAAGAAAGGCAGUGAGUGGAUUUUUUUUUUGUAUAGCUCUCUCCCUCGGCUCCUGCGUUGCUUCCACUUUUAUAACAUGACUGUAUAGUAACUUACGAAUCAAUCUAUUCUCUACUACUUUCAUGCUCUA